Molecule: messenger RNA, 1424 nt
Organism: Neltuma alba
Lineage: Eukaryota; Viridiplantae; Streptophyta; Magnoliopsida; Fabales; Fabaceae
Product: protein SYS1 homolog
Exons: 3
Coding region: 521-970 (149 amino acids)
Biological process (GO): protein localization to Golgi apparatus; Golgi to plasma membrane protein transport; Golgi to endosome transport
Cellular component (GO): Golgi membrane; trans-Golgi network
Source: RefSeq, a predicted model, not a curated record
CUGAAUCUUUGAUUCUUCGUUGUUGUUGGCCCAAAAGGACAAAAAACUUCGUCCUUCAUUUCCAUGGCAGCUCUCUCACCCCAGAGGCGGUAGAAACAUUUUCAAUUCUUGUCAUCUAUCUUGAUCUCUACAUAUUCGUUCAAUCCCUGAUGCGGUUUUCUGUAUAUCUUCAACCUGAGGCUCGAGUUGUCUGUGUUUGUUCGACAAAUUCGGUGAUGUUUUCUCAAGAUCUACAUGUCGAAUUCGCUAUCCUUAUUUAUCACUUCCAGAUCUGAAUCCGUGUGAAUAAUUCGACUUUGAAGCGUAUGCUAAGGAGUGGAGUGGAAUGGAAGAAAUGAAUGUAGCAAGCUUGGUUGGGGUUUGAAGCUUCGUGAAAAAUUGGUUGACCAAUUUGGUCGCCUUGUGGAGACGAGGCUAUAUUAGUUUACAAAGUUUAGGAAUUCAAUUCUGUUCCUUCAGGGUAAUUUUAUGACUGAAUAGAUAUUGGAAGAUAAAGUGCUUGCGAGAAUAGCUUGCCGUCAUGUUUUAUGGGGCGGCGGUAUGGGACCCUUGGCUUAUUGUUGCACAAAUUGUUUGUCUUCAAUGCGUAUACUAUAUCACUCUUGGACUCUUCUUAGCUAUACUUGUUGGAACACGAGUGUCUCGGCUGAGUCUCGUGUAUUUCUUUGAUUAUGUAACCGUCACUACCUCUACAAUAACUGGCUGCUGUGUUAUCGCUUCAUUUCUUCUCAGCUCAAUUGCAGCGGCUGCUUGUAUGCUUGUUUUGAUUGAAAGGGCAAAGAAGUGCUUGGACUUUUCAGCCACCCUCUACAUCAUUCAUCUUUUUAUAUGCAUAGUUUAUGGAGGUUGGCCAUCUUCCAUAACAUGGUGGAUUGUGAAUGGUACUGGAAUUGCAGUGAUGGCAUUUCUAGGUGAAUAUCUGUGCAUCAGGCGUGAACGUCGGGAGAUACCAAUAACCCGAUACCGUUAGAAUGUUUGACUGGAAGAAGGUUGGAUAUGCUCUAGUCCGUAAAAAAUUGUCUUGCGACACUGCAACUGCUGUUGUUUCUGUGCCCUAUAGAGCACUUGAAGUGCAGAAGUUUGUUAUGCAAUUGAAAGAAUGGCCUUUUCCUCUGUUUUCCUCCUCAGCUACGGGGAAGAAAACUCAUACUCAGUGCAGACUGGGCACGCCAUUUUUCAGGGAAUUAUUCAACUCUAGAAGUUAGUGAUUCUUUUUUCUUCUUUCUAGUUCUUAGGUCUGCUUACAAUCAUAAAAUUUGUUAAAGGUUGCACAACUUUCUACCCAAGAGUGUUAAGUUAGAAAAUUGAAUGAACCUCUGUUACAGACAUGUUUGCUUCAUUGUUACAUCAAUAUGGGAUUCAAAUUUGCAGUUGAUCAUCCUGUAUGUAGCCUAUGUAGUUUAAUUCUUGGUUUUUCUUUUUAA